AUGCUCUCCCUGGUUGUUUUAAUCUUAUUCGUUCAGCUACUGAAGCCGACAUGGCAGCAGAUUCCCCGGCAAUGCGCUACCACUGAAGCUCUGGCCUUGAAGCAGUGCUGUCCUGUUUGGAGCGGAGACGGAUCUGCAUGCGGAGCUCGCUCUGGUCGGGGAUUUUGCCAAGACGUGGCCGUUUCGGAGCAGCCCGAUGGCCCCCAAUACCCGUUUAGAGGCGUGGAUGACCGGGAGAGGUGGCCUCUCAGCUUUUUCAACCGCACUUGCCGUUGUCUCAGAAACUUUAUGGGUUCCGAUUGCGGUGAUUGCGCGUUUGGCUACUACGGGUCAGUUUGCGCUGAAAGACGCGAGACGGUCAGAAGAAAUAUUCUUCAGCUUUCAAAGAUCGAAAGGCAGAAGUUCAUCUCUUAUCUUAAUUUGGCCAAAAAUACAAUCAGUCAAGAUUAUGUGAUAAUUACGGGCAUCUACAACCAAAUCAGCAACUCAUCCGGGCCAAUGUUUAAAGACGUUUCCGUCUACGAUCUGUUUGUCUGGAUGCAUUACUAUGUUUCUCGGCCAGCCCUGCUCGGAGGGGAGAAGAAUAUCUGGACGCAGGUGGAUUUUGGACACUGGGCCCCGGGCUUCUUGCCAUGGCACAGGGUGUUUCUGCUUCGCUGGGAACAUGAGAUAAGGAAAGUAACGGGAGACUUCGACUUUGCUAUGCCAUACUGGGACUGGAGGGAUGAGCAGAAGUGUGAGGUUUGCACCGAUGAGCUCAUGGGUGGGCAAAGUCCUCUUGACCCCAGACUCAUCAGCCCGUCUUCUGUUUUCUCUUCAUGGAGGGUUAUUUGCUCCAGAGAACCUGAAUACAGUCUGAACGGUAUCCUAUGUAAUGGCAUUGAAGAAGGACCUUUAUUGCGCAACCCUGGGAACCAUAACCAGAAUCUGACAGAUGGGCUUCCUACAUCUGCUGAAGUGGACUUUACUCUCAGCCUGUCCGAGUAUGACACAGGACCAAUGGACCGCAUGGCUAACAUGAGCUUCAGGAACACGCUAGAAGGUUUUGGAAAUCCUCGCACAGGCCUUGGGAACAGCAGCAAACUUGGCAUGCAUGCAGCACUGCACAUCUUCAUGAACGGCUCCAUGACCUCAGUGCAGGGCUCAGCCAAUGACCCAAUUUUCCUCCUACAUCAUGCAUUCGUAGAUAGCAUUUAUGAGCAGUGGUUAAGAAGAUACCAGCCAGAAAAGUCUUACUACCCCACAGCUAAUGCACCAAUUGGCCACAACAGUGAAUACUUCAUGGUGCCAUUUAUACCUCUCUACCGGAAUGGGGACUACUUUAUUUCCAGCAAAGAAAUGGGCUAUGAAUACUUCUACCUCCAAGAUCCUGGUCAGCGGUUUGUAGAUGACGUCAGGUCCUAUCUGGAGGAGGCGCAUGGCCUCUGGCCCUGGCUGCUGGGCGCCGCGGUCUUGGGCGCAGUUUGUUUUGCACUUUUGGCUGUGGUGCUGACUAAAAUCCGCAGACUUUUAGCAAGACGAGCGGAGGAAAGCUUCGAGAAGCAACCUCUCCUAAGCAGCUCCGAGGACUCGACCGACUCGUACUAAGCCUGAAGCACGUGACCUCUAGGUGGCGACAGUGCACAUGAAACCUUUUCCACCCGCCUAGAACUCUAGUACUCUAGAUAAGAAGUGGGGAGAAACAUAUAAAAAUGUGAACGUCAGAUAUGGGGCGAAGUUAAGAUAUAAAUAUGAUUAUGAUUUUU
Molecule: messenger RNA, 1745 nt
Organism: Clarias gariepinus (North African catfish)
Lineage: Eukaryota; Metazoa; Chordata; Actinopteri; Siluriformes; Clariidae
Product: tyrosinase-like
Exons: 5
Coding region: 1-1587 (528 amino acids)
Biological process (GO): melanin biosynthetic process; pigmentation
Molecular function (GO): tyrosinase activity
Source: RefSeq, a predicted model, not a curated record